CUCCAUAUAUCUUGCAAGCGAUAAACUGCGAACGCAUUCAGUACUACUUUCCUGCGAACUCCAUCAUGAAAGCUGCGUGUGUUAUUGUAAUCAUUGUCAUAUGCGCCUCUCAGACCUCGGGUAAGAAGAUGAGGUGGUGCACAGUGUCCGAGAUCGAGCAGAGGAAGUGUGCGGAGCUGUCCAAGGCCCUGGUGGCAGUCCUUCCUCCAGCGGCCGUGGCUGCCUUCGCCAGGCUGUCCUGUGUGAAGGCUUCCAGUACAGCUGACUGCAUUGACAAAAUCAGGGCGAACCGUGCCGACCUGGUGACAUUGGAUGCAGGGGAAGUCUACACUGCUGUUAAGCAGUUCGGCCUCAUUGCCGUAGCCAAAGAAAUCUACAGUGAUGGUGGCUGUAUCCUUGCGGUGGCUGUAGUGAAGAAUAGCAGCGAGGGCCUGGACAUGCGGUCUCUGCAGGGCCGCAGGAGCUGCCACAGCGGGGCUCGCUGGACUGCCGGCUGGAGCCUCCCGUUGGGACAUCUGAUGUCCCGCAACCUGCUGCCCUGGGCCGAGGACCAGCCAUUCAGCCACGCGGUGAGCAACUUCUUCAGCGGCAGCUGUGUGCCAGGGGCGGCCUCCCUAACACCCAAGCUGUGUGGCCUCUGCCAAGGUCAGAGGUCAUACGUCCGCCAUCGCAACUUUCACUGUGAAACGUCACACAGUGAGCCCUUCUAUAACAACCAAGGGGCACUCAGAUGUUUAAAGACAGGAGCAGGAGAGGUGGCUUUUGUGGACCACACUGCCCUGAACACUAUUGAAGAAAGUGAGAGAGAGGAGUACAAGUUGCUCUGUACAGACGGCUCAACUGCUCCUCUUAGUGACUUCAGAAGGUGUAACCUGGGCAGGGGUCCUGGAGGUGGAGUUGUCACACGUGUGAAUUACCGCAAGAUCGCCCGCAAAUUCCUCACAGCAUCAGUGAUGGCGUUUGGCUUGCGAGGAAGGGAGAGGCAGCGGUUCCAGCUGUUUGACUCAAAGCCAUUUGGCUCCAGCGACCUGCUUUUCAAGGAUGUGACUGAGAAGCUGGCCAUCCUCCCUGACGACAUGGACAUCAGUCAGGUGCUGGGCCUGGACUACGUUGCCCUCCUGAAAGGCCUGGGACACGAAGGUAGUUCUCUUGAGGACAGUGUGGUGCGCUGGUGCUGCAUCAGCCAUGCGGAGCAGAAGAAGUGCGAGCGCUGGGCCCUGAGCAUCAAGUCGGACCCUCUGGUGUGUGUGAAGGCGGCCUCCAUGAGCGACUGCAUCGAAAAGAUCAAGAGAGAUGAAGUGGAUGCUGUUUCACUGGAUGCAACUCACACCUUCAUUGCUGGGAGGUGUGGUCUUGUUCCUGUGGUGACAGAGUACUAUGGAGAGAAGUGUGAACCACCUGAGGGAUCAACUCAUUUUGAGACUGAGGACAUGCCCCCCGUGUGGGCUGUGGCCCUGGUGCGGCGCUCCAGCAAGAAUGUGUUUCUGGGGAACCUGGGGGGGCGGCGCUCGUGCCACGGCCACAUGUACAGCCCUGCAGGCUGGCUGCUCCCCGUAAAACACCCCCUCAGCCACGAACACAACAGCAGCUCCAGCUGUAGCAACCCUAACCAAGUAUACUCUAAGGUCUUCUGGAAGGGAUGCCUUCCUGGCGCUCGGGAUAACCUCUGUAAGGUAUGCAUGGGAGGAACAGAGGAGGCAGCUACUAAACGUUGUGCCGACAACCACAAUGAACGUUACUAUGGAAAUAUGGGUGCUUUGAGGUGCCUUGUGGGAGAUUCCAGCGGGAAGAGUUACGGAGAUGUGGCUUUCCUGGAGCAUCACAAUUUGGAAAACAAUAUCAAGCAGCUGAACAUGACUGGCUGGGCAGAGGGCUGGCUGGUCUGGGACUUUGAGCUACUCUGUGGGACGGGUGGCAGAGCCCCACUCUCUGACUGGCAGAACUGCAAUCUGGGCGCAGUGCCACCCAAUACGGUCAUGACCCGACCUGUUCUCACCACCCGCAUUUAUGACUUUCUCAUGAAGUCUCAGGAAACCCUGGUAGCCCAUCCAGACUCGGAGUUUCAACUGUUUGAGUCUCAGGAAUACGGCGAGAGUGAUUUGCUGUUCAAAGACUCCACCCGCUGCCUGGUCCACACGAGCCACAUGGACUACCACACUAUCCUUGGAGAGGAGUUCUACAGGCAAGCUGAAGCAGUCUUCAACUGCACACACACAGAUAUUUUGGAGUUUUGCAACCAGGAUGUUUGCAGUAUUUUCUGAACAAUAUGUCAACACCAAUGAGACAAGAAAUCACCACUUCAACAUAUCCUGUGGGUCCAGUUGCAUCUGAUCCAUAUGUUAUAUACUGGUAUAUAUUUUUCAUUUGUGUAAAACAAAUUUCCAAUAAACUUAUGCCAACAUUUUAA
Messenger RNA from Alosa alosa (allis shad), 2407 nucleotides. RefSeq names its product saxiphilin (gene sxph). The transcript is spliced from 17 exons. Lineage: Eukaryota; Metazoa; Chordata; Actinopteri; Clupeiformes; Clupeidae. The record is from RefSeq and is a predicted model, not a curated record. Bases 66 to 2261 code for a protein of 731 amino acids. Gene Ontology annotation, biological process: iron ion transport. Gene Ontology annotation, cellular component: plasma membrane; recycling endosome; early endosome.